Molecule: messenger RNA, 1269 nt
Organism: Copidosoma floridanum
Lineage: Eukaryota; Metazoa; Arthropoda; Insecta; Hymenoptera; Encyrtidae
Product: protein BCCIP homolog
Cellular component (GO): nucleus
Source: RefSeq, a predicted model, not a curated record
UUGAAUGUAUUGAAUCAUUUUAAAAGUUUAGUUGUUUUACCUUAUAAUUUUAACGGAACAAAAAGCUUAACGACUUAAAUUUAGCAUGAGAAAUCAUACAGUUUUCUGCUUUCAAAAGUGUCGUGCUGUCAGAGGUGUUGUGUAAAAAGACAAACCGAGAAAUAUGUCGGGACCAAUUAAGAGACGGGAAAUCCAGGAGGAAAUCGAGGAUGACGAAGAUCACAGUACCGAGGAAUCGGACGAGGAAGAUGAAGAGGAGGUCGAGCAGGGUAUGGAGAUCCAAGUUGAAUUUGAAGGACGUAAUCCUCAAGAUCCGGACUUCCAUAGAAUCAAGAAUUUCUUGCAGCAGCUGUUCUUAAAAGCUCACUUAGACCUUGGAGGCCUGGCUGACUUGAUUAUUUCUCAAAAUUACGUAGGCUCAGUUGUCACACAGGCUGACGAUGACGAUGAGAAUUCCGAUGAUGAGGAAAGCACUGGUCAGGAAGUUUUUGGAAUCACUACUGUUCUUAACAUUUCUGAGAGACAGAAUGUUCCAUGCAUCAAGCAACUCAGGGAUUUAUUAAGAGAUCAUGCCGAGGAGCAUGCCACAGAUGCUACCAACACUAUGAUCAAAAGCGUUCUCGAAAAUGACUCCGCUCCUCUGGGCCUCUUGAUCAACGAGCGAUUUAUCAACAUACCCGCACAAAUUUCAGUGCCACUUCUCGAAAAUCUCCUCUCGGAAGUGAAACGAGCCGCUCAAAAGAAAAUGCCAUUUGACUUUUCAUACUACAUAUUGAUUUGCAAACUGAAGAAAGCCAAGGAAGAGAACAGGAAGAAGGGCAAAGACAAGAGAAACAAUGAUGAAGAGUAUGACGUUAUUUGGAGCAAUCCAGAAGAAGAGAUAUUCGCCGAGGAUGCAGUUUGUAGUUUUGAAUUUUCAGUCGAGACAGAGUCAGAUAAUGGUUUGACUGGCACGUGGACUGAAGAUGACGACGAGUUGGUAUCGUACAGGCGAGUAUUGCUGUUUGAGGCGUCGAAACUGCCAGAAAUAAUAAGGAAGGUUAAAUCUAAAAUUGGUUAAACUUGCACAAAAUCCUACUUGAUGAUAAUGUAUUUUUAAACAAAUCGCGUUCGGAGAUUGUAUAUUUUUGUUGCGAGGAACGAUAUUUUGUACGUUUUUUACUUGCCAUCUUAGUAAUUUCGACCAAGGCUUAAUUAUUCAUGGUUUCUUGUCUAUGACAGUCAAAAGUCUGAGGAAAGAGUCAUUAGAAAUACGUGCACUUGUAACGA